Closterium sp. NIES-65 is the source of this 405-nucleotide messenger RNA. The record is from the annotation of a GenBank genome assembly. Lineage: Eukaryota; Viridiplantae; Streptophyta; Zygnematophyceae; Desmidiales; Closteriaceae.
AUGCGCCCCGCGGGCAAUACGUUUUGCUCCCGCGCAGCCCGUCUUGCGCGCGCGCGGUCUGUCUCGCCCGUUGCAUUCGUCGCCCGUCGCACCCCAGGCUCUGCCCAUCCUGUCCCCUGCUCGUCGCGCCCCGUCGGCUGCCCUGCGGACGCCCCGUCGGCUGCCCCGCGCGCGCCCUUUUUCCGGCAGCCCGUCCCUCCCCUCCCUCUUCCUCUCUCCCUACAGCACUUGUUGCUGUGGGGGGGGGGGGGGGAAGGGAAGAGGUUAAGGGGGGAGGAGAGGGAGGUUAAGGGGGUGGAGAGAAAGAGAGAGAGAGUGAGAAAGAGAGAGAGAGAGAGAGAGAGAGAGAGAGAGAGAGAGAGAGAGAGAGAGAGAGAGAGAGAGAGAGAGAGAGAGAGAGAUUAA